Molecule: messenger RNA, 1284 nt
Organism: Leishmania major strain Friedlin
Lineage: Eukaryota; Euglenozoa; Kinetoplastea; Trypanosomatida; Trypanosomatidae
Product: putative carboxypeptidase
Exons: 1
Coding region: 1-1284 (427 amino acids)
Biological process (GO): proteolysis
Molecular function (GO): metallocarboxypeptidase activity
Source: RefSeq, a predicted model, not a curated record
AUGGUGCGUCUGCACAAACUUGCGUCGCAGCUGCUGGAGGAGCUGCUGCGGCGCAAGGCGCGGCUGACAACGCUGGCACAGCAGCUGUGGGUGAAAUACCGCGCGGAAAACGACGUUGCUGCGUGGCUGCCGACGCUGCAGGAGCUGGUGGACCUCGAGCGCGAGGAGGGCCGCCUUCGAGCCGGCACGAGCGGGAAGUCCCCGUACGCCGCACUGCUCGGUGCCAACGAGCCCGGGAUGACGGUUGCGAAGCUGGACACAAUCUACGCGGAAAUCAAGUCGCGGCUGCCGGCGCUGUACAGGGAGGUGCUGGAGAACCAAAAGGACGUGGACGCGAGCCUCACUGAGCUGCAGACGCCGAUCUCGAAGGAGAAGCAGAUUGCGCUUGGCCGGCAGCUGAUGACGGACGUGUGGAGGUACGACUGGGGCGCCGGCCGCUACGACGAGGCACCGCACCCGUUUGGUGGGAUGGUGAAGGAGGACGUGCGGAUGACGUACUACUGGUCGCCGGACAACUACACCAAGUGCCUCCUGGCGACGAUCCACGAGACAGGACACGCCAAGUAUGAGCAGAACUGCGGGCCGCGCGAGCUGCUUGGGCAGCCGGUGUGCGAGGCGCGAUCCGGCGGCAUCCACGAGACGCAGUCGCUGCUGGCGGAGAGGAUGAUAGCCAAGUCCGCUGCGUUCGCCGAGUACCUGACGCCGCUGCUGAAGCUGCACCUUGGCGCGCAGCCAGGGCUCACGGUGGAGAACGUGCGCAAGCUCAACCAGCUGGUGAAGCCAAGCUACAUCCGAACGCUCGCGGACGAGGUGGGUUACUCUCUCCACGUGAUCCUGCGCUACGAGAUCGAGCGCGACCUGAUCGAGGGGAGCCUGGAGGCGGUGGACGUGCCGCGGGUGUGGAACGAAAAGAUGAAGGAGUGCAUGGGCCUGGAGACGCUUGGGCGUGACGACCUCGGUUGCCUACAGGACAUCCACUGGGCUGCCGGCUACUGGGUGGGCUUUCCCGCCUACACGAUCGGCGCCGUCACCCAGUGCCUCCUUCCUCCCCGCCCCCAAGCUCGACGAGCUGCUGCUGAGUGGUGCUCGCGGCUUUCCUCUGCUCUGCAGGACACGCCACAAGUUCCCUGGCGUGUUCUGCUGCCUUUGCGCUGCGCUGUGCUGUUUGCACCGCUUCAUCGCAUGCUCCUCCGACCGCAGACUUCAACGCUUGCGGCUUCUCUUGCGCUUCCGUUUUUUUCCUCUUUGUGUUCGUUUCGCUUCUUUUCGCGCGGUGUUUUUUAG